CAGCCCAAUCAAUGGAUGAGUGAUAGGGAAAGGGAGCAACAAGGGAAGCAGAAUGAUUGUUUCCCAUUAGCUAGUACCUGCUUCUCGUUGCUUUAAAGUUACAAUGCAAGGGGUCCGGAGGCGGGGAAGGGUGAACAGUGGAGACAGCACAUAAGUUUGUGGUCUGGGCUUUGCUCUCAUUAAUGCUGGAUUAGUCCCUGACAUGGACAUGUUAAAACCAUGUUUAAAAUAGAAUUUGUUCGUGCAAAGCAGAUUUAAACAUCAACAGGUGAAAUAUUUCAAGUAAGGCCUGCUCCUUUUGUAUUUCCAUAUGGAAUUUUGCACUUGUCAGUACUGGAGAACUUCGCUAAGUCAUAGGCUGUAUUAUUUUGUAGAAGAGGAAAACAACAUUGAGGAAGCCAUGGAGAGACUUCCAGCAUACAAGAAAUGUCCAAAUAGUAAUAAGUUGGCACAAAAGAGAUUGGUUCAGAAAGUGAACAAGUGUAUUCAGGUUGACAUGGACUUAGAAGAGGAGUCCCUCAGUGCAGGUCAGUGCACUGCUACAACUAUCUGCCCUCCUGAAACUAUAACCCUUUCACGGCAGCCACUAAGAACUUCAGAGAACUCUCUGUCUUCCCAGCUACCAGCCUGUUCAGUGCUGCCAAGUCAGUGUGCGUCUCCACUUCCUGCUCUGCCACCAUCACUAUUGCCCCUGCCCCCACCACCCCCUCUGUGCCCUUGUGUUGGGCAAAGUAUGGUACCUAUGCCACCCUCUUAUCCCCCAACAUGCAGUAAUGCUGCACCUGGUGGUGCUUCUGGACAUGAAAGCGAGCCUUGUCCUAAGAAGGCAAAGACUCCAACUUUAAGAAUGAAGCCAUUUGACUGGCAGAAGCUUCCCUGGGAUGUGGUGAGAGAAAGUCACUCCAUGUGGGCUUCAGUGACCAGCAGCAGUGAUGAAGUUAUAGAUCCUGAUUACACAAGCAUAGAGCAACUCUUCUGUGUUUCACAAACAACCCCCAAGGAGACAGCAGUACCCAAAAUAAAGGAACCAAAAGAGAUCACAUUUAUAGAUAUGAAGAAAAGCCUCCUCUUGAACAUAUUUUUGAAGCAAUUUAAAUGUCUUUCCUGCAGCUCAAAUGAGGAGGUUGCUAACAUGAUUGAGAAAGGGGACAGGACCAAGUUUGAUGCUGACACUCUGAAGCAGCUAAUGAAGCUACUGCCUGAAAAGCAUGAGAUAGAGAACCUGAAAUCCUGCAAAGAAAAAGCAAAACUAGCAAAUGCAGACCAAUUUUAUCUCCUCCUCCUCGGGAUUACUAGCUACCAGUUGCGAAUUGAAUGUAUGCUGUUCUGUGAAGAGACAAGCAGUCUGUUGGAUUUGCUAUGGCCUGAAGCACAAAUGGUCAGGAGAGCCUGUGAAACACUUCUUACCAGUCACCGGCUGCCCAUUUUCUGUCAGUUGAUUCUUAAAGUUGGAAACUUUCUGAACUAUGGGCGUCACACUGGAGAUGCUGGUGGUUUUAAAAUUAACACUUUGCUCAAACUAACUGAAAUCAAAGCGAACCAAACUCCUAUUACUCUGCUCCACCAUAUUUUGGAGGAAGUUGAAAAAAACCACACGGAUCUACUACAGCUUCCCAAUGACCUUGAAUGUGUUUCAAAGGCAGAAGGAACCAACUUUGAAGUUAUGAAGGCAGAGGCAGAUGCCCAUUUAAAGAAACUUUUGAAAAUUGAGCAUAACAUGUCAUCAAUAGAUGAUUUAAAAGCACAGUAUGGAAAAUCUAUUCAAGGCCAUAUAAACGGUUUGAAGGAACUGGAGGAGGAGCUUGCCGCCAUUAAAAAGAAGAAGGCAGAACUUGCGGACUACCUCUGUGAAGAUCGAAACAAAUUGUCAUUACAAGAUGUGUUUAACACAAUGAAAACCUUCAGGGAUUUAUUUAUCAAGGCACUAAAGGAAAACCAAGAAAGGAAGGAACAAGCUACAAAGGCAGAGAAAAGAAAGAAACUGCUUGAAGAGGAGGAAGCUAAGCGGCAAAAAGGAGAAUAUGGAAAUAUCAUUCAAAAAGGAGAUGUGAGACCAGAAGCAUGUGUCACUGAUGCCUUAUUAGUAGAUAUAAGGAAAGGCUUUCAGCUAUGGAAAACUACUAGGAACAAGUCUGAGUCAGAAAUUGUUCCCAAAACCUCACCUACUGAAACUGCUUCUGUUACUUCAGCUUCCAUUACCUGAAGUUACCAGACAGUUACAUUGUUGAAGUGCAUCACACCAGCUUGCUUCAAGGAACUAGUCUAUAUAUUAUGUGUGCGAGAUGCUGAAAUAUUUGUUUUGCUUUAGUUAAUCAAGGGAGAAAGAUGAGCUUAUUUUAAUGAAAACAUGCAUAUAUGCACUUUCCUAUUAUUUCUUUUGUGCCUUAUUAGUUAGAAUUUUAUAUGAACUAAUUUAAUUACAUGUCUUGUAUUGCCAAUAUUGAAAAGAAUGUCUUUCAUAUCGGACUGUCUAAUGACAAGUGUAAGCAACACACAUCUGGUGGUAACUUAUAUUCAACUUAUUUUUAUACAAAAACUAGUAGCAGAAAGUAGAAUUCCAUUAAAUUGAUGAAAAGCAAUACAGAGUUCAACGUAUGGUACAGAAGUUCCACUGAAUUAUAAGGGCCUAUUCUGACAUCUUUGUGCUCUCAAACCAGUCACUGACUUCUAGAGCUGCAGAAGCAAACCCCAAAACCAGUUUCUUAAGCAGUGUUAAUUUUUUAAUGAGGGCCAAAUUCUGCAGCCCUUAGGCAAAAUUCCAAUUGUCUUCAGCAAGAAAGGACUUCAGCUUUUGUUCCUUAAAUAAUAAGUUCACAGAUGUCAAAAUGGUCCGUAUCAAUUGGAGAAGUGUGACUAAUUGUCCACCCUUAUCUACUACUUACAAUGGUGGAAGAAUCCAAGCUGCAAGUGUGAAACCAGUUGAAGGGAAAUGUAGUUUUGUUUGCUUCUUGUUUCCUCUUUGAUCAUUGAUUUGCAGUGAUAAAGUGUAGUGUGGUGAAAAAGUACAAAGAAUAGGCUGCAGGAAACAAGACACAGAAACUGAGUGUCUGAUAAUUAGUACUUUGAAAUAUAAUGUAAAAUAGAAUCUUGACUGUUUAUUAAUGGAGCAUUGUUUAAAAAUAGGUAUACAUUGUAUUGUUUUCUAUUUGUACUUGAUGCAUAUUUUGUCUUUGUUCAUCUCAGUACAAUGCUAAACAAAGUUGCCUGUUGUAUAUGUUUUGUUUUCUAUUAAGAAAAAAAUGGUCAUGGUAAUUCUUUUAAUAAACUGAGCCCUCUUGGUUUCUCUAAGCACACCCCUUAGGUCUCAGGCCUCUAGAGGUCACCUGUCUCCCAGGGUGGAAUCAUAUGGUUCUCUCACUAUCAGACCGGGCUCUGGGUUGCAGUCCCUUAGUACUAACUGUGAUUAUCUCAACUGGUCUGACCUAGACCCAGACCCUGCAGUCCUGUAUCUUCCAGGGCAAUGACAGUUCUAAUCAGUGACCAAACAGCUUUCUGAAAGCAAAGUAUCAUUUAUUUACAACAAAAGAAUUUCAGAGAAAACAUAUGUUGAAAACAAUGAACCACCCUAUAUAUAUGUCUGCUUACAAGGUAUCUAACCAUCUCACUCAUGGGAACCCUGGAAGGACUAAUUCCUAAGACUCUUCCACAGAGCCCCCUUUCUGUCAGCUUGUGUCCCUGUCAGAGUUCACUGGCAACACCCUGCACAGCCCCUGGCAACUCACCCCCCCUCCUUUUCCUCAGAAGGCUUUUUAACUGUUUAGUGUUCUUUUGAUCUCUAGCCUCCAAGCCUGAUAUAACAGCUGCGUCACUUCUGCCUAGUCAGAGCCUGGAACCCUGCCAUUGUUUGGUAACUGUCCCCCAGUGUUUGCUGGGAGGUUGCUUAUCUGAAACCAUUGUGUUGCCUUCCUGUUUAUUCUUCCCGUAGUCCCCUAUUAAGCAUUCAUACAGGAAAGUCUAGUAAUUCCAAUAUACAAUACUUUCCCCUCACUGACCAGUCACAUAUCAUGUUCAUCAAAUGAUUGUUUCUAUACAUCAUUACAUAUCAGCUCCAUGUCUGUUACACUCCCUCUCAUCUUUUCUUGAAUGCUUUGACAGGUAGGGAAUUAAUUUCAAUCUCAACUUCCUUAACUAUUAUUGUUAGGCAGAAGACUCUGAGGAAAAACCUCAGUGUAGACAA
Molecule: messenger RNA, 4177 nt
Organism: Mauremys mutica (yellowpond turtle)
Lineage: Eukaryota; Metazoa; Chordata; Testudines; Geoemydidae
Product: inverted formin-2-like
Exons: 14
Coding region: 311-2203 (630 amino acids)
Source: RefSeq, a predicted model, not a curated record